Molecule: messenger RNA, 1068 nt
Organism: Saprolegnia parasitica CBS 223.65
Lineage: Eukaryota; Oomycota; Saprolegniomycetes; Saprolegniales; Saprolegniaceae
Exons: 2
Coding region: 1-1068 (355 amino acids)
Source: RefSeq, a predicted model, not a curated record
AUGAUCUUAACGCUGCUCGCGGCGACGCUGCCGCUGCGUCCACGUAUUCAGCUGCAUUACGCCAUCUGGAACGGAGCGGCACUGGCCUCGCUCGUCGCCGUCCUCGGCCCUGCGCUCAACACAUUCACGCUCCACUUCUCCUGCGGCCGCAUGGUCGAUAUCCGAGGCCAAGAGAUCAGCAGUUUUCUCUUGCAGCGCUGCCCACCGUGGCUCUCGACGGCGCCCGCGACGAAGCUCCGAUUGGCCAAUGUCGCCCCGAUGGACCACGAUGCUGUCAUCGCGUUCUGCGAUGCGCUCCAAGCCAACACAACCCUCCAAGAGCUAAUUGUCGACAACGCCCCCAGCCUCGGCGGCUUCCAUGGCCGCACGCUCCCAGUGUCAUUGAGGAGCCUCGAGUGGAAUGUGGACUCGAACGUGGUUGUCGACGACGCAACGCUGACGGACCUUGCGACCGCCGUCGGGCCCACGCAGCUCGAGCGUCUCGAGUGCAACGUCUUUGGCCAGCUGGCGACCUAUCCGGCCGCGGCGUCAAUGCUAUCGCAACUCCAGUGCCUUGUCGUCUCCUGGUUGAACGCCGACUCCAUGGAGGCAGUGAUCGACGGCUUGUCGUCGGUCCCAUCGCUGAGGUCUCUGACGGCUCGCCAUUGCCGCCUCUCGACCUCGAUGGAGCUGUUCAUGGAGACGCUUGCGACGACGUGCGUGCAUCUCGAGACGCUCCGAGUCAGCGAUCAGCAGCUGACGCGCGAUGGGGCUAUCGCUGGUCUGUCGGGCGUGUUGCGAUUGCCACGCUUGACGACGCUGGACCUCUGGAUGCCUCUGCUGGAUGCGUUGCAUGUGCUUCCAGAGCUCGUUGCUGCGGGUCGCCACCUUCGCCACCUCGAAUUGACAGACAUCGGGUGCGACGACAACGACAUGAAAUCACGCGCGAUCUACCAAGCGCUGGCACUGAUCCACGACGCCCCAUUUGUGGUCGACACCGACACGCUGCCAGAGGCCAUGGAUGGAUCCGUCGUCGACGCGCUUCGUCGACGCGCUGAUCGGUCAAGUCGUUGCUAUUUGCUUAUCUAA